UGGUCCGUUCAACAUCUUCAGCACCACGGAGGCUGAACAGCGACACUCGGUCACACGGCUGGACGAAGAUGAGAAGAUGCCGCUAACUGUAGUCCACUUUUUUGGGGUUACUGUGUCAAUAUUUUCCGGGUGGUUUCGUUCCCGUGUGUCGAUCAUGCACAGUGUGGACGCAGACAUGAAUCGAUCCCUCCGUCUCUCGUGUGGAACUCAAUAGCCCCCCUAUUCGCUCAUCGUGCAACCGCCUGGUGUCGUCCAACUCUGCAAGAGAGGAAGCUAAUUCUCACCAGAUAUGCAUUAGCUGUCAGCUUCUGUGUAUCUGGUAUUUUUUUUAUUUUCUUCCGCCUCGAGACGGUUGACAACAUGCAGCCAGACCUCCAGUAGCCUUCGUCUGUUUAGUUCCGAAUCAGCAGGAACAGCAGCCCGUGUGAGGGAACCGCGUUCCGCACGCCACUGCAGCCCCGUGGCCGCCGACCACCGCCGCCUGGUGACAUGACCGCUCGGGGCAGGAAGAAAAGGAUCGGAGCUCUAGAGACAGACGGACACGUGGAUCCAAACAGCGGCGCGGAGAGGAGCCCUCAGCUGGAGGUCCUGGUUCCUCUGGUCCCCUGGUCUAUGGUGAUGGAUAGUGGCAAAAAGACCCCCACAGCCUCCUCUACUGUCUGAGGUCUGAGAGCCCCACAAUAUCCACCCUGAACCCCGACCCCUCCUCCCCCACGGGCCUACUCUGAAAACUUAGAAUAUUGUUGCCAUCGUGGGUAAAAAACAAAAAACCCUGAGCUGAUGGAGAGUUGACAUUUUCUUUAUUUUUUUUUAAUCUCAGAUGCACGUCCACGUAAGAUUGCGAUCAGUCUAGCCCCAACUCCACCGUGGUCUCGCCCAGGCCACCCGGUUCACUGGGUCACUCGCCUCGGUCCGCUUUCUUGCAAAACCAUGGGUUGCAUCCAGAGCAUAGCCUGUAAGUCACGAAUCAAACGGGAGAACAUCAUCGUGUACGACCUGUCCGCGACCAUCGACCACUGUCCGACCAUCAUCGAGGAGAACUCGCCGAUAGUGCUUCGAUACAAGACGCCUUACUUCAAAGCCUCCGCGCGGAUCGUCAUGCCUCCCAUUCCCCGCAACGAGACUUGGGUGGUGGGCUGGAUACAGGCAUGCACCCAGAUGGAAUUCUACAAUACCUAUGGAGACGUUGGCAUGUCGAGCUGGGAGCUGCCGGAGCUGCGGGAGGGCCGUGUGCGGGCCAUCAGCGACUCCGACGGCGUGAGCUACCCCUGGUACGGCAACACCACGGAGACGGUGACGCUGGUGGGCCCCACCUCCAAGCCCUCCCGCUUCGUGGUCAGCAUGAACGACAACUUCUACCCCAGCGUGACCUGGGCGGUGCCGGUCAGCGAGUCCAACACGCCGCUGCUCACGGGCAUCACGCGCGACCAGAGCUUCACCACCUGGCUGGUGGCGCUCAACACCACGUCCCGCGAGAAGAUCCUGCUGCGCACCGUCAAGUGGCGCAUGCGCGUGGACGUGCUGGUGGACCCCGCCCUGCCGCUGGGCUGCCGGGCGCGGCUGGCGGGCCGGCUGCACCAGGACCAGCCCCGCCUGCUCACCCGCAUGGAGCCCGUCCCCCCCAACGCCAUGGGCCGGCCCAACGCCAACGACGCCCAGGUGCUGAUGUGGCGGCCACGCCGGGGGCCCCCCCUCGUGGUCAUCCCUCCCAAGUAGCGCCAUGCGGGGGGGGGGGUCUGGGGGGGGAGAGAGGAACUGAGGGGAUCUCACCGGGCCGUGACGUUAGACUCACACCGGGGACGUGGGGCGUCGUGAAACGCUGCGACCCGGGAGCGGAACGACCAGCAGCGGGAAGGGGGGGGGUGACAGGGGGCCGGAACACACAAACACACAAACACGGUUAAAACCUGCGUGUUGAGCAGUGCUGGGGUGGGCCCC
Messenger RNA from Gadus morhua (Atlantic cod), 1938 nucleotides. RefSeq names its product family with sequence similarity 78 member Bb (gene fam78bb). The transcript is spliced from 2 exons. The record is from RefSeq and is a predicted model, not a curated record. Lineage: Eukaryota; Metazoa; Chordata; Actinopteri; Gadiformes; Gadidae. The coding region runs from base 931 to 1716 and encodes 261 amino acids.